Acomys russatus (golden spiny mouse) is the source of this 1677-nucleotide messenger RNA. It is a transcript of the gene Ntsr1, whose product is annotated as neurotensin receptor 1. Bases 234 to 1517 code for a protein of 427 amino acids. Gene Ontology annotation, biological process: neuropeptide signaling pathway. Gene Ontology annotation, molecular function: G protein-coupled neurotensin receptor activity. Gene Ontology annotation, cellular component: plasma membrane. The transcript has 4 exons. The record is from RefSeq and is a predicted model, not a curated record. Lineage: Eukaryota; Metazoa; Chordata; Mammalia; Rodentia; Muridae.
GAGGGUAUCUGAAAGCAGACCCCAGACUCUGGAGGAGAAAGGAAAGUGGGUCCCGGAGCCGGGCACAACGCGAGCCCCAGAGCUCCCAGGAUCUUCUGGAUCCCGCGCUUCGCAGCUGGACGGCACGCCCCCUUUAGCUUCGGCACCCUCACCUCUGGACGCCUCUUCAUCUGUCCCUGGAGGGACCUCCACCUGCAAAGCUGCAGGACAAAGCCACGCACUUGGCGCCCACCAUGCACCUCAACAGCUCAGUGCUGCAGGGCGCCCCUGGUGAACACGGAGUCCAUCCCUUCCCGCGGCCACAAUCCGGACUGGAGGCGUUGCUCCUGGCGCUUGGCUUGGACAGUAGCUUGGGCAAUGGCUCAGGCAAUACCUCGGAAUCCGUCUUGGCAGCACCCAACAGCGACCUGGACGUGAACACUGACAUUUAUUCCAAGGUGCUGGUAACGGCUGUAUACCUGGCACUCUUUGUGGUGGGCACCGUGGGCAACUCAGUGACAGCCUUCACUCUGGCGCGAAAGAAGUCACUGCAGAGCCUGCAGAGCACCGUGCAUUACCACCUGGGCAGCUUGGCACUGUCUGACCUGCUCAUCCUGCUACUGGCCAUGCCGGUGGAGCUGUACAACUUCAUCUGGGUGCACCAUCCCUGGGCCUUUGGGGAUGCCGGCUGCCGUGGCUACUAUUUCCUGCGUGAUGCCUGCACCUAUGCCACGGCCCUCAAUGUAGCCAGCCUGAGUGUGGAGCGCUACUUGGCCAUCUGCCAUCCCUUCAAGGCCAAGACCCUCAUGUCCCGCAGCCGCACCAAGAAAUUCAUCAGUGCCAUAUGGCUAGCCUCGGGCCUGCUAGCUCUCCCUAUGCUCUUCACCAUGGGCCUGCAGAACCGCAGUGCCGACGGUCAGCACCCUGGUGGCCUGGUGUGCACACCCAUUGUGGACACAGCCACGGUCAAGGUCGUCAUCCAGGUCAACACCUUCAUGUCCUUUGUGUUCCCCAUGCUGGUCAUCUCCAUCCUAAACACUGUGAUUGCCAACAAACUGACAGUCAUGGUGCACCAGGCCGCCGAGCAGGGUCGAGUGUGCACUGUGGGCACCCAGAACAAUUUACAGCCCAGCACAUUCAGCAUGUCCAUCGAGCCUGGCCGUGUCCAGGCCCUACGCCAUGGAGUUCUCGUCUUACGUGCUGUGGUCAUAGCCUUUGUGGUCUGCUGGCUGCCCUACCAUGUGCGGCGCCUCAUGUUCUGCUAUAUCUCGGAUGAACAGUGGACUACGUUCCUCUUCGACUUCUACCACUAUUUCUACAUGCUGACCAACGCUCUCUUCUACAUCAGUUCUGCCAUCAACCCCAUCCUCUACAACCUGGUCUCUGCCAACUUCCGCCAGGUCUUCCUGUCCACACUGGCCUGCCUCUGUCCUGGGUGGCGCCACCGGAAGAAGAAGCCAACAUUCUCCAGGAAGCCCAACAGCAUGUCCAGCAACCAUACCUUUUCCACCAGCGCCACCAGGGAGACCCUGUACUGAGCCUCGAGGAGGUUGAGAGGAGGCCUCAGCCUGUGCACAGCGUCACACCCCUCCCAGGCCUCCAAGGGUCACAUAGGGGGCCAGUGAGGCUGGGGUUUCCUCAGAGGAGGCUUCUGUCUCCCCAGUUUCUCUUUCCUUCCUCUGGCCCCUCCUCCCUAAC